GUCUAAUGCAAGAAUCCACUGCCAGCCUUUUAGUCCUUUCGCACAGGGGAACAAGGUCGUGAAGAAAAGGUCUUGGUGAGGUGCCACCAUUUCUUCCGUCCUCGGUCUCUGUGCCUUUAGCAGAGCUUCCAGCAGCUCUAUGUUGGGCCAGAGCAUCCGGAGAUUCACAACCUCUUCCGUCUGUAGGUGCCACUACAAGGAGGGCCCUGGGAAGAAUUUGCCAUUUUCGGUGGAAAACAAGUGGUGGUUAUUAGCCACGAUGUGUUUGUACUUUGGAUCUGGAUUUGCUGCACCCGUCUUUAGAGUAAGACACCAACUGCUUAAAAACUAA
Molecule: messenger RNA, 331 nt
Organism: Callithrix jacchus (white-tufted-ear marmoset)
Lineage: Eukaryota; Metazoa; Chordata; Mammalia; Primates; Cebidae
Product: cytochrome c oxidase subunit 7C, mitochondrial-like
Biological process (GO): mitochondrial electron transport, cytochrome c to oxygen
Cellular component (GO): respiratory chain complex IV
Source: RefSeq, a predicted model, not a curated record